AUGAAAUCCCCUUCUCCACUUUUCAUCGUUGCUCUUAUUCUUUGCCUCCCAACAAGGUCAUUUUCCUGGCACCAUCGACACCUCCCUCCUCCAAAUGGAUGUCCACCUAAAAUCUACGCUUCACCCCCUCCCCCACACCCAUCAAAUUACCCAACGCCGCCACCCCAACCCUCUGUUGUGCAGCCUCCACCACCUCAAAGCUCCGCUUACCCACUGCCGCCACCACCUACAAUAACACUCUCUCCUCCAAAUCAAUCUCCUACCACCCCUUCUCCCCCACAUGAAUUCUACCCGCCGCCGCCACUUUCUGAAGCUCCGUCUCUGCCUCCACUAGCACCGCCACCAUUUUCGAAUGCUCUGCCUCCGCUUCCAGUGGCGUCGCCACCCUUUUAUAAUGCUCUGCCUCCGCCUCAGGUGGCGCCGCCACCCCUUUAUAAUGUUCCGCUAGCGCCGCCACCCCUUUAUAAUGUUCCACUAGCAUCGCCACCACUUUCUAAAUCUCCGCCUCCGCCUCUACUAGCGCCGCCACCACUUUCGAAUGCUCUGCCUCCUCCUUCAGUGGCGCCGCCACCACUUUCCAGUACAUCGCCUCCGUUUCCAGUGGCGCCGCCACCCCUUUAUAAUGUUCCACCUCCGGAAAAGAACACACACCAUAGGAUUAUUAUCAUAGUAACCUCUGUAUGUGGUUCUUUGCUUCUGAUAUUUCUGGUGUUCCUGUUGUGUUGCUUUGCUAGGCACAGGAAAAGAGAGCCUCCUGUGUUGGUGGCUUCUACCGCCGUGGUCCAGGAAACUGUGGAAGAAGAUGUGGUGAGGGUGACAGAGAGAAUUGAACACACGCCCAGUGGCCAUGACGAAAUAGUUUUAUCUGUGGAGGAAGACGUUGUCAAAGUUACAGAAACCAUUGUCCAGGAGAAGGAUAACCUGAUCGCUCCACAGGAGAUCUCCUCUUCCAAACAUUACGGUUAGAUAAGAAUAAAGAAGAUGGUCUUGGUAGUAUUCAGAAUUUCAGUUUAUUGCUCUCCAAACAUUUAUUGUAUAUUUUACAUCUACUUCACCAGUUAAUCUUAGCCCGAUUAC
Messenger RNA from Cryptomeria japonica (Japanese cedar), 1077 nucleotides. RefSeq names its product extensin. The record is from RefSeq and is a predicted model, not a curated record. NCBI's taxonomy places the organism in Eukaryota, Viridiplantae, Streptophyta, Pinopsida, Cupressales, Cupressaceae. Gene Ontology annotation, biological process: plant-type secondary cell wall biogenesis. The coding region runs from base 1 to 966 and encodes 321 amino acids. The transcript has a single exon.